Molecule: messenger RNA, 579 nt
Organism: Epithele typhae
Lineage: Eukaryota; Fungi; Basidiomycota; Agaricomycetes; Polyporales; Epitheliaceae
Exons: 5
Coding region: 1-579 (192 amino acids)
Source: RefSeq, a predicted model, not a curated record
AUGUUUGAUAGAUUAACGGUGGCGACGAUCAACAUUCAUCUGCAUUCGUCGGACAAGACGCCGUCUGACCGGUCAUUAUCGGACGCUGGUGAACGUCAGAUCGAAUCCCGUAUCCGAAUAGACUCGUGCAAGCGCAUCGCCAAGAAAAUUGACGACGUGCUGGGCGGGUGCCCUCUGCGCGCGCGCGGCGCCAGGGCAAUCGAGACCGACUCACUCGUCAUCAAUGAGAUGCGCCGGUGGCACGUCCCUGACAUUCUGCCGAAGGACGUGCUGGCGGAGGUUGUGACCGAGCGCGUGAAGUUGCGGCGUCGGGUGGUCGAGCUCCGCCGGAACGUGAACACCUUGAUCUCGGGCACUGAGAGGACUGGGGCGAAUAAGCCGGAGACUCUGUGUGGGGAGUCAACGCUUGUCAUCAGCGUCGCAACUCGGGACUCGGCGCGAGGGAAGGGCGGAAAGCGGACGUACUUCCAGUUCGCAAACCAACCAAAAGCGCCUCGGGGUGUUCAAGCGCCGAGCAGUGCGGGGACGGCGAUGGGCUCGGUGGCCUCGAACCUGCCAGGGAGGGACCGCAGUACGUGA